Molecule: messenger RNA, 1132 nt
Organism: Bacillus rossius redtenbacheri
Lineage: Eukaryota; Metazoa; Arthropoda; Insecta; Phasmatodea; Bacillidae
Product: small ribosomal subunit protein RACK1
Exons: 7
Coding region: 137-1090 (317 amino acids)
Biological process (GO): positive regulation of protein phosphorylation; rescue of stalled cytosolic ribosome
Cellular component (GO): cytosol; nucleus
Molecular function (GO): translation regulator activity; protein kinase C binding; ribosome binding
Source: RefSeq, a predicted model, not a curated record
AAUACUCUAUGGUGCUGACUCCUUUUCCUGUUUCCUUUUACAUUGAAGUGUGUAUGGAUGUUGAGUUGUGGAAGGAUAGAUACUUUUAAUUAAAUCAGUAUUGAUCCAUGCAAGUUUCUUAGGAAAACUCUGAAAAAUGGCAGAAACACUUCAGUUACGUGGCACUCUUCGUGGCCACAAUAAUUGGGUUACGCAAAUAGCGACGAAUCCAAAGUAUCCCGACACAAUUUUGUCGUGUUCUCGAGACAACACGCUGAUCGUGUGGAAGCUGACGCGCGAUGAGGCCAACUACGGGGUGCCCCAGAAGCGCCUGCACGGCCACUCGCACUUCGUGAGCGACGUGGUGCUCUCGUCGGACGGCAACUACGCCCUGUCGGGCUCCUGGGACAAGACCCUGCGCCUGUGGGACCUGGCCGCGGGCAAGACCACGCGUCGCUUCGAGGACCACACCAAGGACGUGCUGAGCGUGGCCUUCUCGGUGGACAACCGGCAGAUAGUGUCGGGCAGCCGGGACAAGACCAUCAAGCUGUGGAACACUCUGGCUGAGUGCAAGUACACCAUCCAGGACGACGGCCACAGCGACUGGGUGUCCUGUGUGCGCUUCUCGCCCAACCACUCCAACCCCAUCAUCGUGUCGGCCGGCUGGGACAAGAUGGUCAAGGUGUGGAACCUGACCAACUGCCGGCUGAAGAUCAACCACAUCGGCCACACGGGCUACCUCAACACGGUCACGGUCUCCCCUGAUGGCUCGCUCUGCGCCUCCGGUGGCAAGGACUGUAAGGCCAUGCUGUGGGACCUGAACGACGGCAAGCACCUGCACACGCUCGACCACAACGACAUCAUCACGGCGCUGUGCUUCUCCCCGAACCGCUACUGGCUGUGCGCCGCGUUCGGCCCCUCCAUCAAGAUCUGGGACCUGGAGAGCAAGGACAUGGUGGAGGAGCUCCGGCCGGAGGUGGUGACCCAGACCACGAAGGCAGAGCCCCCACAGUGCCUGUCGCUGGCCUGGUCCACCGACGGCCAGACCCUGUUCGCGGGCUACUCGGACAACACCAUCCGCGUGUGGCAGGUGUCCGUCUCCGCCAGAUAGCUGUAGCGCCGAGCCAGAGUAAACGCCCUGUCUUGACUCGUC